This is a messenger RNA of Thelazia callipaeda (thelaziosis nematode), 204 nucleotides long. NCBI's taxonomy places the organism in Eukaryota, Metazoa, Nematoda, Chromadorea, Rhabditida, Thelaziidae. The record is from the annotation of a GenBank genome assembly.
AUGAAUCGACGUCGGUCUGAACGUGUAGCAACUUCUGGGUAUCCUCUAAUUAUUUCUCUUGUUGAUUUCAUAAACGAGGGUACUGGUGGUGGUGAUGAGGAUGUUGUUGAUAAUUUUAAUGACGUUACUUUGGACUUCAAUUCCCGUCCUCUGUGUACAUAUGAAUGGCCUGCUGUUUUUAUUUGUAAUGCUAAAAUUGACUAA